AUGGAUGCGAGCGCAUUAAUUCUAAUAAAAAUUAUGAUUUUCGUCGGCCAUCUUCCCAUGCAGAAAGCAUUAUAUAUAAGUCUGUGCCUCCGCUUAGCUCAAAUCACUGAAGCUGAGAGUCUACUUCCCAACAUGGGAAAGAGUAAUAGUUGUGGAAGUAGAAUCUUCUUUCUCCUUGCUCUUCUGGCCUCCCUUCUGUUGGCUUCCUCGGCAAGCAGGAAGCUUUCAGCGGGUAAUGGCGGCCUCGAGGAGCAGAAGUGGUUCCAUCAUGCUGGUGGGGGACUUGGGGGUGGCGGUGGGCUUGGAGGCGGUGGAGGUGGUGGGUUGGGUGGCGGUGGUGGUUCUGGUGGUGGGUUCGGUGGUGGAGCCGGUGGAGGAGCUGGAGCUGGAGGAGGGCUCGGAGGCGGCGGCGGAGGUGGAUUUGGUGGUGGUGGCGGUUCCGGCGGAGGGAUUGGUGGUGGAUCAGGUGGAGGCGGAGGGAUUGGUGGUGGAUCAGGUGGAGGGUAUGGUGGUGGAGCCGGUGGUGGAGCCGGUGGAGGAUCCGGCGACGGCGGUGGGCUAGGUGGUGGCGGGGGAGGUGGGUUCGGAGGCGGAGGUGGUGAGGGCGUAGGUGGAGGAGCUGGUGGAGGCUCUGGAAGCGGUGGCGGGGCAGGCGGCAGUCUAGAUAGUGGUGGAGGUUUUGUGGGGGUGGAGGAGGCGGCGCCGGUGGCGGUGGCGGUGUUGGAGGUGGACUGCCGUAGAAGGAAGGCAUGA
Molecule: messenger RNA, 753 nt
Organism: Dendrobium catenatum
Lineage: Eukaryota; Viridiplantae; Streptophyta; Magnoliopsida; Asparagales; Orchidaceae
Product: glycine-rich protein 5-like
Exons: 3
Coding region: 1-753 (250 amino acids)
Source: RefSeq, a predicted model, not a curated record